AUGUCCAUACCUAUUUUGGGUUAUUGGAAUGUUCGUGGACUUGCUGAACCAAUUCGAUACCUUCUACAUUACAAGAAUGUAGAGUUUGUGAACAAGAUUUACGUUCUCAGAGAGAAAGAUUGGCAAAAAGAUAAAUUCGCUCUCGGUUUAGAUUUUCCAAAUUUGCCCUACUACAUUGAAGGUGAUAUCAAAAUCAGCCAAAGCACUGCAAUUUUGAGAUAUUUGGCGCGGAAAUAUGAUUUGGCUGGAAAAGACGAGCGCCAAAAGGUAUUUGUGUCAAUGGUAGAGCAGCAACUGAUUGACUUACGUUUUAAUUUAUUUCUAUUAAUUUUGAAAGGUGAAACUGAAUCUGAAAAAACCGAAUUCAUUAAUAAUAUUCCGAAUCACCUGAAGCAGUGGGAAAAAUUCUUUGGAAAUAAAGAAUUUCUCAUGGGUGAUAAUUUAACUUAUGUUGAUUUUAUUGCAUACGAGACUUUCGAUGUUUACGGAAGAUUUUAUUCUGAUGUUUUAAAAGGUUUUAGUGUUCUUCAAGAUUUUCAAAACCGAAUUGAAACCUUACCGGAAUUGCAAGAAUAUUUUAACUCCUCUACACAUAAGCAACCUGUUGCUGGCAUUGAUUUCAAGUUUGGUUAG
This is a messenger RNA of Argiope bruennichi, 633 nucleotides long. RefSeq names its product glutathione S-transferase Mu 1-like. The record is from RefSeq and is a predicted model, not a curated record. NCBI's taxonomy places the organism in Eukaryota, Metazoa, Arthropoda, Arachnida, Araneae, Araneidae. Gene Ontology annotation, biological process: glutathione metabolic process. The transcript has a single exon. Bases 1 to 633 code for a protein of 210 amino acids. Gene Ontology annotation, molecular function: glutathione transferase activity.